This is a messenger RNA of Emericellopsis atlantica, 3161 nucleotides long. RefSeq lists its product as uncharacterized. The coding region runs from base 420 to 2705 and encodes 761 amino acids. Gene Ontology annotation, molecular function: cobalt ion transmembrane transporter activity; cobalt ion binding; magnesium ion binding. The transcript is spliced from 4 exons. Gene Ontology annotation, cellular component: membrane. Gene Ontology annotation, biological process: transmembrane transport; metal ion transport. The record is from RefSeq and is a predicted model, not a curated record. NCBI's taxonomy places the organism in Eukaryota, Fungi, Ascomycota, Sordariomycetes, Hypocreales, Bionectriaceae.
CUCGAUUCCGCGCCAAUGUGACAACGCUUGGUGAGUGCGCCCUGCUCUUGAGGAGGGAUGAGUAUUGGCUCACAUUUCUUCUUGGAGUUCCGGAUUCACGGCCUCUUCUACAACAGUCAUGGGAGCUCGGGUGGGGGGUUUCCCGCAUGCGAACCACAAUGGGCGGCCACGACACAAUGUCCCAAUCGGACUGCGAGUCUGCGACGCCCAGCUCUGGUCUGUAGGGGAUGCUCAGCCGCAGCCGCAGAGCUGAUCCCAAUUCCAUCGGUGGGCGCCGACGCUGCCUAGCAAGUAGAAUGAGGCGGCUUACGAUGGUUGAAAAGGCGGACUAUGGGCUGCCUCUGCGCUCCGUGAUUCUUCAGCUUGUUGCUCCUGUCCAGUCUUCGAUACUACCUUUACCAGCGCACGGACAAUGAGCUAUGGCAGCCCAGCAGGUCAGCAACCUCGACGAUCUUGUGAGAGCGGUUGAGCGGCACCACGAGCAGUACAUCAAGAGUCUCCGUGCCCUUCACGACAACGUGGGCGGUCGCAGGCGAGAGCGCUCCGACACGCAGCACACCGUCAGUGAGGCUUUUGUAUCUCCUGCCAGAGCGCCGACUGGCCCCGUCUUCAGCGCAGCUUCGAGCCAUCAGACAAUCACGAGGCCAGCAGCGCGGCGGUCGACACUCGAUGCGCCUGAGCGACCUGUGCUGGGACACUCAUCCUCGCCUUCGCCUAGACUCUUUCCAAGUACACUCCGACUGAGCGAUGGGACAUUUCCUGGCCAUGACGAGGACCUCAACUUCAUUCGGCUUUUGGAUAGCACCCCCAACCUCCAGCCCAACAAGCCUACUUCUAUCCCGCCUCCCGAUGAGACGCCCAGAACGACCAAAACCCUGACGCCUCUUGCCUUUGCGGAUGACAUGCUAUUGAAACACCUACGCGACUCUGAGUUCUGGGGCGAGACACAGCAUUUGCUGGAGGACGUGUUGAAGCGGAGGGAAGACAUUGACACUGCCCAGCCGUUCAGAGACUUCGCGGCGUUUGAACGUGAAGGGUAUCUCAGUGCGACGUUUGAGGUCUACGAUGUCGAUGCCGACGCCAAGGCGACGAAGAUAAGCACGGAUGUCGAUGUGCAGGGCGUCGUCAAGUACGCCGGUGACGGCCCUUUCGACAUGCAGGAUGAGAUUGUCGAUGCGCCCAUGGUCUGGGAAUGUAUCAAAGAUGUGAACCACAAGGGAGAGUCUGUGGGCAGGAUCACAAUCGUCCAAGAACCCACGCCGCUGAUCAUGGCUGCUCUCCAUCUCACCAUGUCGCCUCACUUUGACAUGUCCGAGCUCAUCCAUCACUUUCUGUCUGAGGUUCCUCACAGAGGCCGGACGCAUGCCUGUCUCCAUCGCGCCUUUGAGAAGGAUCCUUAUCCUCUGACGGCCCCUGUGCCACAGCCCGCCAUCAGUACGGCCCGUCUGCGUCAGCGCUCGUUUUUCUUCGCGUUCAAGUACUACACUGUUGUCGGCGACGGUCUUGAGCCAGCACCUUGGCAGCGAUUCGACAAGCGCCCGUCGGACAAACGCACCGGCGAUCAUGUUGACAUAGCCGAGUGCGGUUCCAUCCUUGCCCUGUCCCUGGAAGGCGAGCCAACGAAGCCUCUGCGUAUCCGCCCUAGAAGGGAGCGUACCAAAGAGGGUUUUCUGUUUGACACGUUCGGGGCAUGGCAUCUUCUGAGUAUCCAAAGCUUUCCCGAUGACGAGCACACCGUCCGUGGCGAAGAAUUCCAGCAGAAAAGCUUCUACAAUGGUCCGUAUGCGUUUCUGGACUUGCUAGUCGCAGAGUUCCGUGAUGCCGGCAAGAGGAACCAGAUCCUCCAUGAGAGAAUCACCAAGCUCAUUACGCCUCCUACCGAUUUCAUGUUUGACCGCCGCUUGCGAGACAAACUUCUCUUUGAAGACAAGCAUUUUACCUACAUUCGACGAUACUUUUGGGCCUACAACACUCUCGCUGUCAUCAAUACUGGACUGAAAGCGAUGAUCGCCUCUUACUUUGAUACCUUUACUGAUGAAUUCUGGGCCGGAACCCAUCCUUUGCUGUGGCCCAUCCCCUCGUCAUUGACGCCAGAGGCCGCGGAUGCCUAUCGAGACAAGAUGGGUUUGCUGAGGAAGGAACUUGAGAAAGUCGUCAGUGACCUUGGCGAAGUACUCAACCGGAACGAGCGCACACGCAAGGAGAUUGAGAAUCUAAGGGACCAGCUGUUCAGCGGUAGCUCCAUCAAGGAGAGCAGGCGAGCCAUUGAUCAGGGCGACAACAUUCGGAUCUUGACUAUGAUCAGCAUGAUCUUCCUCCCACUCACUUUCGUCACGUCUGUCUUUGGGAUGACUGACUUUGACAUACCCGCGAAUGACUGGCGUUUCGCGCUCGUAAUGGUUCUGGUAUGCGUUCCCUUCACCAUCCUCAUCUUGCUUCUGCAGACACGCACCUUCACUCUGGUCCUACGCAAGAUCGCGGCGCUGUCUAAGAAGGUCGCGUCCUUGCCGGUUGCGUUGCACGCCAGGAUGAGGGAGCCCAAGGAGGCAGUCCAGGACAACUGGUCCACUGCACCCGUGGCGGUCAAGCCUACGAUGGGCAGGAAGCGCAGGUUGAUGGCGUUGGAGGUGGAAAGCAAGGAGAAGGGAUUGUGGCCCUGGAACGGUUGGUUAGCUGGCAGAGAGGAUGAUGGAGCUAAGCCGUGAAGAGACUGUACAGCGGCAUGUGCGCCAUAUUGUAUGUGAUCUAGUCCGUAAUCCGGUUCUCUUUGUAUCCCAUUCAAUGGAGGAUUUACAUCUGCUUACCAGCAUGCACCCACAUCUUCGUAGGUCUACCACCGUACAUGUACGUAUGGUACGUUACGCAUGGUGGUUUGACUGAUACGGGGCCCUUUGAACGAGGACCAGUCCUCCCAUCACGCGGCGCGGCAUGUCGCGACGUUGGCGUACCUGCAUGGUUUCUGGUGCUGUUGUGCGACCAGUUCGUAAUGGGGUGCUGGAAGCUUGCCAUGAUAUCGCUGCCAGACACCUCGCCAUGUGCCGCGAUGAUUGGGUGCAGGGUGCCAAUCUGUGACAGCCUCCAUUUCCUCCAAACUUUGAAGCCCCUGAUAAGCUCCACGGCCGAAAUUGGAGUUAGAUUGGAGGAUGUACGUAUUCACGGAU